Messenger RNA from Saccoglossus kowalevskii, 1363 nucleotides. RefSeq lists its product as uncharacterized. NCBI's taxonomy places the organism in Eukaryota, Metazoa, Hemichordata, Enteropneusta, Harrimaniidae. The record is from RefSeq and is a predicted model, not a curated record.
ACACUUGACAACAGAUGGUAGCAUGACGAUGAAGUCCCUCCAACAAGUGAAAACAUAUAGGACCCGUGAUUAUUAUUUUGCUUUUAUAAUCAUCGUGGCCCUAAUAUUUACCGUUUCUAGCAUUAUGUCUUCGGCGUACCUAUACCACAGUGUACAGCGUCAAAUCGUGAUGCUAGAAGACCACAGAGUGAUGAUUAUAAAACUCCAAGACGACAUUCAAGCUAUGAAAGACGAACCAGCGGUCUUGCCACGUGAUGGAAAGAAUUUUGAAAAUCAUCAUAGUCAGUCGACCAUUUUGAAACGUAAUGUUAACGACGACGAUCGAGAAUCCUGUUUGAACGUGGAUGAUGUAUUACGUCUUGUGUCAAGUAUUCAAGGCACCACGGGCCCACAGGGCCCACCUGGACCCCCGGGAUCUCCAGGAGUUAAAGGGGACCAGGGACUGCAAGGGAGACCUGGAAAAUUGGGUCCCACCGGUCUGCCAGGUUCUAGUAUUAAUUCCGAAAGUACAUCACAUGUAGAAGACUGUUGUGACCAAUUGUCCAAUGUGACAGUGGGGUCUAUGUAUAUUAGGUGGGGUCGUCAGACUUGUGAAGGGGACGCCGAAUUAGUGUAUGCAGGAAUUGUGGGAGGAAGUCACUACACUCAUACAGGAAGUGGUUCCAACUACCAAUGCCUGCCCCUCGACCCGAUAUACGAUGUUGAUGUCAGUGGCGGUAGUAGAGGCAUCAUGUAUGGUGCGGAGUAUGAGACCAAUGAUUUCCCUCCGCUAUCAGCCAUCCAUAACCAAGAUGCCAUAUGCGCCGUGUGUAAAGCCAAUCACCGUGGCUCAGUGUUGAUGGUUCCAGCAAGGAAUGAAUGUCCUAGCAACAAGUGGACAAGAGAAUAUCACGGAUUCCUUAUGUCAGCGUAUUAUAAUCAGAAACAGAAUGGCGAAUUUAUUUGUGUAGACCGACAGGCACGUGGUAGCGUAAACAGCAAUUCGAAUCAGAAUGGCGCUUUACUAUAUCCCGUGUACGGUAGCUGUGGCUCCCUGCCAUGCGGUCCGUAUGUUGAGGGACAUGAGCUAACUUGCGUGACAGUGGAUAAAAGUGGCAUGUCCAGCUCUGUAAUUAACAAGGGUACUAGCACAGGUUCCUCAACGGGAUGCGGAGUUCGACAAGAGGACUCUAUAUCUCAUUUCGUUGUGACAGUUCUCUACGCUCUGAUCAGCAUAUUAGAGGGAUUUCUUUACCGAGUAGCUAUCAAGAAAGUUGCAGAAGAAACUGAUCAGUGUCAGUUAGUUGCCAUUAUUACUAUAAACACGACCCUGCACAUACUGGGCAUGAAGCUAUUUCCUUCUGUGAUAAAGAAACAGCUGUGA